UUGAAGAGCCCUGCUCUAAACCACCUCUGAAUGCUAAAGUAAUGCUAAAUGUAAGCAUCAAUAUGAGGGACACUACAGCUACCAGGACAUACUUAACAAGUUGUUCCCUGGCAUCGUGUGAAGGCACCUGGUGGGCAUGUGUAGGAGUGCUUUAGACCAGCAAUCCCACACGUUAUCCUACACUUCACAGCAGGAUGGAAUAAAGGAGUGCUGAUGGGGAGGCUAUGAAAUGGGGUGGAGAAUGAUGAAAGGGAGAUGGAGGAUGGGGAUGAGGGUGGAUUGUGAGUGGUUACUGAUUGAAGAGUUAAUGAAGUGAGAGAGCAACUGAAUCAGCACCAUCCACUUGUACCAGAGGGCAAACAGCAUCAGAGAUUGUGCAAGAGUCAGAGCCAGCUGAGGGAGGUGGAAGGGUGAGAGCGCAGAGGAGGAAGCAAUUUUUCAGUAUGUGGAAUGGGAAGAAAGUAGAUGAAACAGAGUAGGGGGUGACUAAAUAAUCGUCUUAUAUCCUGGAACAGUACCAUGAGGAAACAACAGAACAUUUUUGUGUCUGGUGAAGCUGGAAAAAGUGAUCACCGGGCUUGGAACCAUUGAUCCUGUUGUGCAAAGGCAAGACGUCAACAAGCUUGGGAAAGCACUAUCGAAAGAGUGCUGGAAAAAUGGGGGGAUGACAAAAAAGGACCUUUUGCAUCAAGAGAAAGUAUUAUUUUCACCAUGACGACGGCCAUCCCGGCACAGAGAAGAGGGAAUUUGACCUCCUUCUCACCCUGCAGCAUUGAUGAAUCCUACAAGUACAUUUUCCUCCCGAUCUGCUACUCGUUCACUUUUGUCUUCAGUCUAUCCCUCAACUCAGUGGUCCUCUACCAUUCCUUCCGUCGCACCAGGCACUGGAACGCCUCCCUCAUAUACAUGGUGAACCUAGCUUCCACCGACUUGAUGUAUGGACUCUCGCUGCCCUUCUUGGUUGCUAGUUAUGUCAUGCGGGACCACUGGGUGUUUGGGGACUUCAUGUGCCGCCUGGUACGGUUCCUCUUCUACUUCAACCUGUACUGCAGUAUCUUCUUCCUCACCUGCAUCUCUGUGCACCGCUACCUGGGCAUCUGCCAUCCUAUGCGGAUAGUCACCAUGGAGACAAAGCGGGCUGUCAAGGGGACAUGCAUUUUGGUGUGGGCCGUGGUGUUUGCGUUGACCAGCCCCAUCUUUCGUUUUGCUCAGACCGGCGACCUCACCAGGGCGGCACAGAAUGGUCAUUUGGCGGAAAGCAAGCUUAGGCCUGGCCCAGUGGAGGUUGUUCUGAACUGCUGGGAUGAUGCUAUUGACACGGAGAUUCCACUCUACAUACCCUAUGGCAUAGUCCUCCACCUGCUCGGUUUCUUUGUCCCGUUUACUGUCAUUGCUUGGUGUUAUUCGCAUGUGGUCCUGACCAUCAUCCGGACCUUGCGUAUGCAACCCUGCCUACAGGGGGUGGUAGAAGAAAGAAGAGCUGACUGCACAGGGCGAGUCAGGAGUGGGGGGGUGUCCCUCUCCCUGGGGCCACACUCUUCUUAUGUCCGGCGCCGUCGUAAAUCAGUCAAAACCAUCAUCACCAUCAUCCUGCUGUUUGCACUGUGCUUCUUCCCCUUUCAUGUUACACGAACCAUCUUCUUCAUUCUCAAAGUGACCAGUGGGGUGGAGUGCCAAACCAUGAGGACGGUCUCCAUCUGUUACAAGAUCACCAGGCCGCUGGCUUCAUUCAAUGCCUGGCUCAAUGCGCUGCUGUACUUCCUGACUAAGGAGAAAGGAGCCCAGUGCUGCCCCUCACCUGAUCCCGCUCUUCAUGGCCUCCUUUGGCCCCUAAGGGCAUUUGGUAGAGGGGGAGAGGAGGAAGAAGGUGGUGGGGAAGUAGUGGACAAUAAAGAAAACGAGUCUAAAUCGUCAGGAAAUACAUUUCGGGGGCUGGCAUAAGUAAAAUUUUGAGCCAAACAAACUGGGGGAUAUACUGAAUAUUUCACAAGUCUGGAUGUGAAUGAUUAUAAGAAAAGAUGAAUGAUUGGAGCUGAGAGACUUUUUAUAGCAAAAGAAGAUUAUUUUUUACAUCAGAGAAAUUAUUUAGAAAUUACACUGGAAAAUUCCUGUAGUAUCAUUUCUUAAAAUGCUGGGCUUUGAAACUUUUAAAGCUUAGAAGUGCGGCUUUAACCUGUGGCAGACAAAACCCAAAACCAUGGAUGUUAUUUGAUAUUUAUUCCAUGUCAAGACAUAAUGUCAAAUUUGUCCUUAGUUAAAUUGUGUACCUUUUUAUACGGACCUUGUUAGCAAUAUUUCCAGUUUCUUUUUGCUGAAACAUCAUUACUUAUAUGUCAUGUAAAUGUAAAUGGGUUAUGUAGUGUGUAUAUAAUGUGAUAUGAUGUUAAUUUUAAGUUUGAUUAUUUACUUUUAAUGUUAUAACGUAGAAGGGAGUAGUGUGUGUGUAAUCCAGUACAAGUCAUAUCAUUUAAACCUAAAAGAAAUGACAGGUUAAUGAUCUGCUUAUCCAGCUGCUUGGAAAAAGUUUAACUAGUGUAAUAUUGCUGAGCAUUCAUAAAUACACAGGACAUGCAUAAAACACAAAGAGCAGUGAUUCAUUUUGUUUAUCAUGACUCACGUUUACACGCAACAAAAUGCCUUUGACACAGUUCAGGUUAUAUCUCAUGGGUUCAUGGGUUUUCUCCCCAUUCAAAAAAAGCACAAGCAUUUAGAUUGCACUCACUCAGACUGACCUGACAGUGUUUCUGGCACUCUUUC
This is a messenger RNA of Paramormyrops kingsleyae, 2757 nucleotides long. Its product is annotated as P2Y purinoceptor 3-like. Gene Ontology annotation, molecular function: oxysterol binding; G protein-coupled receptor activity. Gene Ontology annotation, biological process: G protein-coupled receptor signaling pathway. Gene Ontology annotation, cellular component: membrane. The record is from RefSeq and is a predicted model, not a curated record. NCBI's taxonomy places the organism in Eukaryota, Metazoa, Chordata, Actinopteri, Osteoglossiformes, Mormyridae.